GGAGCGGAGCUGAGGGUAGCGCUGCUGGUGCCCAGCCAUGAUGCCCUUUGGUGGGAUGGCUGCCCGACUGCAGAGGGACCGCCUGAGAGCCGAGGGGGUUGGCCAGCACAACAACGCCAUCAAGUACUUCAACCAGGACUAUGAGGCCCUCAAGCAGGAGUGCAUUGAGAGCGGCACCCUCUUUAGGGAUCCACAGUUCCCAGCCGGCCCCUCUGCCCUUGGAUUCAAGGAGCUGGGGCCACACUCCAGCAAGACACGGGGGGUGGAGUGGAAGCGUCCGUCGGAAUUAGUGGAUGACCCUCAGUUCAUCGUUGGCGGUGCAACCCGGACAGACAUCUGCCAGGGGGCUCUGGGUGACUGCUGGCUGCUGGCUGCCAUCGGCUCCCUCACGCUCAACGAGGAGCUCCUGCACCGCGUGGUGCCCCACGGGCAGAGCUUCCAGGAGGACUAUGCCGGCAUCUUCCACUUCCAGAUCUGGCAGUUCGGUGAGUGGGUGGACGUGGUGGUGGACGACCAGCUGCCCACCAAGGACGGGGAGCUCCUGUUUGUGCACUCGGCAGAGUGCACCGAGUUCUGGAGUGCUCUGCUGGAGAAGGCCUAUGCCAAGCUGAACGGCUGCUACGAGGCACUCUCAGGGGGCAGCACCACCGAGGGCUUUGAGGACUUCACCGGCGGCGUGGCAGAGAUGUAUGACCUCAAGCGGCCGCCGCGCAACAUGGGCCACAUCAUCCGCAAGGCAUUGGAGAGGGGGUCCCUGCUGGGCUGCUCCAUCGACAUCACAAGUGCUUUUGAUAUGGAAGCGGUGACCUUCAAGAAGCUGGUGAAAGGCCACGCCUAUUCUUGGCAUGGGCUCAACCUCUUGUGUCUGGGGGGCGGGAGGUGAACUCCCUUCAUCCGCAUCAGGAAUCCCUGGGGUCAGGUGGAGUGGACCGGAGCCUGGAGCGAUGGCUCCUCCGAAUGGGACAACAUUGACCCUGGCGACAGGGAAGAGCUGCAGCUGAAGAUGGAGGAUGGAGAGUUCUGGAUGUCUUUCCGGGACUUCAUGAGGGAGUUCUCCAGGCUGGAGAUCUGCAACCUGACCCCCGAUGCCCUCACCAAGGACGAGCUCAGCAGAUGGCACACGCAGGUGUUCGAGGGCACGUGGCGCCGGGGGAGCAGUGCUGGGGGCUGCAGGAAUCACCCAGCCACGUUCUGGAUCAACCCCCAGUUUAAGAUCAAGCUGCUGGAAGAGGAUGAUGACCCCGGGGACGAUGAGGUGGCCUGCAGCUUCCUGGUGGCUCUGAUGCAGAAGCACCGGCGGCGGGAGCGGCGGGUGGGGGGUGACAUGCACACCAUCGGCUUCGCUGUCUACGAGGCCCAGGGCAGCCAGAACGUGCACUUGAAGAAGGACUUCUUCCUGCGAAAUCAGUCGCGGGCAAGGUCUGAGACCUUCAUCAACCUGCGGGAGGUGAGCAACCAGAUCCGGCUGCCCCCCGGCGAGUACAUCGUUGUGCCCUCCACCUUCGAGCCGCACAAGGAGGCUGACUUCGUCCUGCGGGUCUUCACUGAGAAGCAGUCGGACACGGCGGAGCUGGACGAGGAGAUCUCAGCAGAUCUGGCAGAUGAGGAGGAAAUAACUGAGGAUGACAUAGACGACGGCUUCAAGAACAUGUUCCAACAGCUGGCAGGGGAGGACAUGGAAAUCAGCGUCUUUGAGCUCCGGACUAUUCUGAACAGAGUCAUCGCUAGACACAAAGAUCUGAAGACGGAUGGGUUCAGCCUGGACUCCUGCCGCAACAUGGUCAACCUGAUGGAUAAAGAUGGCAGUGCCCGCCUCGGGCUAGUGGAGUUCCAGAUCCUGUGGAACAAGAUCCGGAGCUGGCUGACGAUCUUCCGCCAGCACGACCUGGAUAAGUCGGGCACCAUGAGCUCCUACGAGAUGCGCAUGGCUCUAGAGUCAGCCGGUUUCAAGCUGAACAACAAGCUGCAUCAGGUGGUGGUGGCCCGCUAUGCAGACGCUGACAUGGGUGUGGACUUUGACAACUUUGUCUGCUGCCUCGUUAAGCUGGAGGCCAUGUUCAGGUUCUUCCACAGCAUGGACCCCGAAGGUACCGGCACUGCUGUCAUGAACCUCUCCGAG
Fulmarus glacialis (Northern fulmar) is the source of this 2119-nucleotide messenger RNA. RefSeq names its product calpain-1 catalytic subunit-like. Gene Ontology annotation, molecular function: calcium ion binding; calcium-dependent cysteine-type endopeptidase activity. The record is from RefSeq and is a predicted model, not a curated record. The annotation marks the transcript as partial. Gene Ontology annotation, biological process: proteolysis. NCBI's taxonomy places the organism in Eukaryota, Metazoa, Chordata, Aves, Procellariiformes, Procellariidae. The transcript is spliced from 19 exons. Gene Ontology annotation, cellular component: cytoplasm.